Molecule: messenger RNA, 165 nt
Organism: Babesia microti strain RI
Lineage: Eukaryota; Apicomplexa; Aconoidasida; Piroplasmida; Babesiidae
Product: small subunit ribosomal protein S29e
Exons: 2
Coding region: 1-165 (54 amino acids)
Biological process (GO): translation
Cellular component (GO): cytosolic small ribosomal subunit; ribosome
Molecular function (GO): zinc ion binding; structural constituent of ribosome
Source: RefSeq, a predicted model, not a curated record
AUGGCGAAUAUUCAUGAUCGUAAGCCCAGAAAAUAUGGACCUGGCAGUUACAAAUGUCGUGUAUGUUCUAACAAUCACGGAUUGAUUCGGAAGUAUGGCCUAAAUAUUUGUCGUCAGUGUUUCAGGGAACGUGCGGAAAUAAUUGGAUUCUCCAAGUAUAGAUGA